GAUUGAUUGAUGGAUCGAUUGAUGUGAUGGUGACUGUUGGCAUCCCACAAAAUCAAAGCCCCACAAUCUGAACAAACAGAUCGAUCGGGAACAAACACAAUCGAAACGCAAACAGCACCCGCGUUUUGCUUUCGUCUUGGACCUCAAAGAUUGGUCCACGAUGUGAAAAGGCAAGGCAUACUACUGUCCUAACUGUCCAAUUUUGUACCGCAACAAGAAAAAAAUGUCCGAUGCAAGUAGCUCGUUCACCGCGGAUAAAAAAAAACUUGACUCGGUGAAUCACCUCCUGCUCCGUCUGCAGCAGCAGCAGAAUCAUUCCCCAGAGAAGGAUGACAAAAGCGGUUCGCCUCGGGUCCUCUCCACAAUCCGAGCGACGGUUGCAGAGMAGCAAGGAAAUGGCAAUGGAAAUGGCAACGGCGACGGCAACAUCGAUGGCGAUGGCGAUACGAACGAAUCCGAACCCGGAAUAUUCGUGACCGCGGACCGAGAUCUCGCGGAAGGGACCGGCAUCCUGUCGUGUUUUUCGGAAGGCUUUGUAAUGAAAGGCCCGGAAGACCGGAGCAACUACUGUUCCUACUGCUGCGCCCGAAGAGGGAAGGGGUUUUCGGUGUGUCCUUCCUGCCGGGACCCAUUCGGGAACCCGUUCGUGGGAUACUGUCCGGACUGCGAAGGCCUGCACCGGGCGCGGCACGUCGAGCGUCCGCUGGAAUGCCUGGCGGUUCGGUGCCUGGUGGCCUCCCUCACGGAGCCGCGCGGGAACGGCGAACCGGCCCUCUCCCCCGAGGAGGACGCCACCAACCAAGCGAUCGGGGCCGUCUUUGGGUCGUCGGCGGCGCUCCUGGCGCUCCGCCUCGUUUCGAUGCACCGAAACGGUGCGCUGCCAUCCCCCCCGAACCAAGGGGGUGGUGGUGGUGGUCCGCCGGCUUGUCCUCCUCCCCGCGACGACGAUCUCUGGGAGGACCUCUCGCUCCUCCACGAGCACUCCCUUCCGCUGCUGGAGGGUCCCUACGAGAGCAUCGCGGUGGUUCUGGCGGGGGCCCUGGACGCGGCCCGGUCUGCCAGCGGCACCGGUUGCGGAAACGGGCCGCUCUUCACAAAGGACCUGGUGCGGUCGGCCCUUGGGAGGGUUCUGGGGUGCUCGCACGCGAUCGUCGACCCCUCCCUCCCGCUCGGACGGCAGAGCCUGGGCCGGGCCAUCUUCGCCGGGCAUUCCUUUUACAACCAUUCCUGCGUGCCAAACGCGUAUCUGUCCUCCUUCUCGUCGUCUUCCGUGCCGGCACCCGAAGCAGCCGUCCGGCGCGUCGGCAGGAGAGGGUUGUGCGCAAGGGUCCACCUGCUGCGGUCGGUCCGCAAGGGGGAAGAAAUCACGCUCAGCUACCUGCCGCUCUCGGGACUCUCGACCCAAGAACGACGGGAGAGACUGAGACAAAGCUACGGAUUUUGGUGCCGGUGCCGGGCUUGCCUUCGGCCAGCGGAGGCCCGGGAAUCUAUCAAAAACGAAAAAGGAAACGACGGGAAACUUCGGGAAAAGAACACCGGCGAUCGAUUGACGCUCCCACAAAGCUACGACUACGACGGUGUCGGAGCGUCACCGAUCGACGCGAUCCGGGAGAUCCAGUUCGGUCUGAACGACCGGCUCCUGGAGCUGGGGCGCGGGAUCACCCGGUCAGCAACCGCAGCGGGAACCACUACCACGGCAGCCGCGGUGGUCUCGCCGGAGGCGAAGGAACACGAAGAAUCCCUGCAGGAAAUCCUGGGGGUGAUCGCCAUGACCGAGCGGGGGAUCCAGAACCAAAACCUGCCCGAGUCCCACGAGGUGAGCAUCGAGUCCGACCGCCUCGCCGCGGCGGCCCUGGAUGCCGUGCUGAUGCUUCGGCAGAGGAACAAACGCCAAUGCGGAGGCACCACCGACUCCACCACCACCCAGCAACCCCGACUCGGUGACGGCAAAACCGAGGGCGAAGACAACACCAAAAACGAGGAGGGGGAUCCGUGCCCGGAUUCCUCCCUCACCACGGAACUCUCGGCCGAAUCCAGGGAUCGCCACCUGCGCUUCUUUCGGAAGGUUUCGGCGAUACGGCAGCUCUUCGAUCCGGUGGCGCUCGGCACGCAGCACCUGGAGAACGCUUCGAGCAUCCUCCUCCGCCGCGGCGAGCACGGCAGGGACCGGCGGCUCCACGGGGACGACGCGGGGGUGGAGCGAGACCGCGGKCUAAGGCUGUUGGCAACGAGCCUCGGUCGGGACCACCCCUGGGUCCGGUCGCUGCUUGCCGAGAACGCGGCGGGGGGGGGAGUCCCCCGCUGCUCCGAUCGGAGCCGAACGGCCAGCGGCGAAAGCGAAACCAACGAACCGGCGGCCGCGAAGCGGCAACGGAUGGGUCGGCCAACGGCCCGAGACAAUCCGCAGUGAUGCGGGGAAAGGGGUUCCGGGAGCGGCAGCGCGGGCGUGGCAAUCGGUUUKGAUGGGACCUUCCGUCCCCUUUCGCACAAAGAAAUCGUAUCAUAAACUCGAAUCAUUCUACAGCAAGCACCAAAAAUUCCCGAGAUGAGAUGAAAAACCACGAUAGCAAACAGAUACAACAGAACACAAUCGUCUAUGUAUGAUUAGGCUCGAAACAGCGGAACGCCAUAAACGAGAGACAGAUUCCGCAUGAUUCGCAACCGGUAGACAACAACUCUGUACCGACGAGUCUGGUGUUGCCGUUCAUCAAAUUAAUUGUAUAGGGUAAU
Molecule: messenger RNA, 2730 nt
Organism: Pseudo-nitzschia multistriata
Lineage: Eukaryota; Bacillariophyta; Bacillariophyceae; Bacillariales; Bacillariaceae
Source: the annotation of a GenBank genome assembly